Molecule: messenger RNA, 2491 nt
Organism: Hypanus sabinus (Atlantic stingray)
Lineage: Eukaryota; Metazoa; Chordata; Chondrichthyes; Myliobatiformes; Dasyatidae
Product: inositol 1,4,5-trisphosphate receptor-interacting protein
Exons: 2
Coding region: 193-1764 (523 amino acids)
Cellular component (GO): membrane
Source: RefSeq, a predicted model, not a curated record
UGAUCAGCCCCGGUUCUGUAUCUUUAAGCAGUGGUGUGGUUCGCCGCCGAGGCUCCUCGGCUUAUAUGGAACGACAGGAAAUGAGUAAGAGCCGAGGCAGAGAAAGGAACUGUCUGCCUGGCGGCGUCAGUCAGUUCCCCCCGAGCAGAGUGCGCCGGGACGUCCGGCAGCCCGACCAAGGUCUGGGCUGCCAUGCCGGCCCCGAUUAUCACCAUGUGGCUGCUGGUGAGCGCCAUCUUGAGUGAGCCGCCGCCCCCGCGGCGGGAAGCCCUCGGCCGAAUGGAGGAGCGGGAGGCAGAGCUGCAGGCUCAGAAAGUGCGGCUGGAGCGGGAGCUGGAUGAGGCGGCACCGGUGGUGGUGAUGGCUGAGGAGCCGCAGGCCGAGGACGGCGACAGCUGGGGGCCGUGGGGAGCCUACCCCCUCGCCGGUGUUCUCCUCCUCCUGCUGGCACUGUGGGGCUGCGGGCUGGUCGGCUGCCCGCGUGCCCUGCGGCUGCUGGUGGGCGGGGAGGCGGGCCCGGAGAGCGGGGAGCUGCCACCGCUAGCCUCGCUGCCUGACCUUCAGGCUCUGGCCUGCUUCUACGAGCAGAGCGUGCGGCUGCCGGCGGACGAGGUGUCGCGGACCAGGGAGAUGGUGGAAGGCUUUGCUGACGACCUGCUGGAGGCCGUGCGGAGUGUGUGUGACCGCGAGCUUGACAUGGAGCUGCAGGAUUGUGUCGGCGUCGGGAGCCUCUACGAGAACUGGCGUCUAGACAGGCCGCUGGCCUGUGACCUGCUGGUGCCCUUCAGCCCGCCUGAGCCCUACCGUUUCCAGGCCGAGUUGAUGCCGGCGGCAGGGCCCGAAUUCCUGACCCGUGGCGCCGUUCGCGUGUUGGGCCCGGAGCCCGGCGCCUGUCGCUGCGGCGACACCCAGCUGGCCCGCGACAUGCUGUGCCUGGUGCACGGAGAGCAGGACCCGGCUGCCAGCCAUGAGCUGCUGUGGGCCCCUACUGCCCCCUAUCUGUCCCGGGGCCCGGUGAUGCGGUGGUUCCAGGCCGCCCUCACCAAGGCUUGGGCCAGGAUCUCGCACAAGUAUGACUUUGAGCUGGGAUUCCAGGAUCUGGAACGCCCCGGCUCCCUGCGGAUCCGCUUCCGCUCCGGCAAGGUCGUGCUGUUCCACCUCUGCCCCGUGGUGCAGUACGAAGGCUCCGACGUGUACCUGACACCGGCCUGGGACCCGCCCGAGGCGCAGCCAGGCCACAGGCCUGACCACGGAACCGUCUGGGAGCUCAGCACGGCCGUCUACGAGAAGCGGUUCCUGAACUGGGUGGGCAAGCGGCUGCCGCCAAGCCCCUGCCACCUGGCCUGCCUGCAGAUCGCCGCCUUCCUGCACCAGAAGCAGAUCCGGCUGAGCGGGCCGGGCGGCCUGCGCCGCUACCACCUGAAGACUGCGCUGCUCCACCUGCUGGCCCGCUUGCCCCCCACCGCCUGGCACCGCUCCUGCCUGCCGGCUCGGCUCCGGGACCUGCUGGAGCUGCUGCAGCUGGCGCUGCGCCACGGCCGCCUCCAGCACUUCAUCCUGGGCAGUGGCUCCGCCCUGCCCCAGCUCAACAUCCCGGCCGGCCUCCGCUCGGCCCAGCAGCCCAACCUGCUGGCUGGCCUGGCGGCGCGGAGGCAGCUGCUGGCCCGGGCCAGGCACAUGCUGGCCGAGAUGCAGCGCAACGCCACGGUGCUGGUGCGGGAGUACGGCCCGCCCGAGACACAGACCAGCCACGCUUCCAGCUAGGCGGUGGGAUGGUGCAAAGCUACCUCGAGGCCUCUGCCUGGGUAAGUCAGAGUGACAUCAGGCCCCGAGAUGCUGGCCUCUCGCCCUCGUGUCUAGGCACCUGUCCACCUCUGCGGCAACUAAACCCCCCAGACUUCCAGUGGGUUAAGACACUACUGGCCCAGCCAAGGCUGCCUCCUCCUCGGGCAUCACCAAUCUCCAGCCCGCUUUGCCCUGCACGACAGGGGUGCCAAAGUUUGCAUUGGCCAAGGGUCAUUGCCACCACUCCGUGUCCAAUGGUCUUCAGUGCAGCCGCUGACCGAGCAUUCCCUUUUCCUGAAGGAGGCCAGCCCUGGCGGGAUUUGCAGCUACUGCAGAUCCAGUUGCUGAAACGGAAUAUAUUUUGCAGUAAACACACACUUUAUUAUUCAGUGAGAAUUAAAGGCACUACUGGAACAGAUUCAAUGUUCAUGAUGCAGGGUUCAAUAGAAACGUGAGUGGCAAUAGAGGGAUUUUGAUGGGGUGAGAAGUGGCAAUGGACAGUGGGCAACAGCAAGGUUGAUGGACAGCUUGAGGUGACCAUAACUGGAAGGCAAAGAAAGGACUGUUUAACUGGGGAAGUUAAUUGUUUUUGGCUUUGUAUACACCUCACUAAAAACCAAUCUAGUGAUCAAAAAAGGCAAGUAUUGGUAAUUAUUACAGAACAUUUUAAGUACAAGAAUAAAGACUACACAUGGAGCAUUCUGUA